Molecule: messenger RNA, 505 nt
Organism: Trichoderma atroviride IMI 206040
Lineage: Eukaryota; Fungi; Ascomycota; Sordariomycetes; Hypocreales; Hypocreaceae
Source: RefSeq, a predicted model, not a curated record
AUGCUAGAAAUCCCAUGCAUACCGCCGUUCAAUCUAAAUCCCUCGGACGAGCCUCUCAACAGAACAGAAACUAAGAAGAAGGAGAAGAAGAAUAAGGAGAAGAAGGAGAAGAAGAAGAAGAAGAAGAAGAAGAAGAAGAAGAAGAAGAAGAAGAAGAAGAAGGAGUAGAAGAAGAAGGAGUAGAAGAAGAAGAAGAAGAAGAAGAAGAAGGAGGAGGAGGAGGAGGAGGAGGAGGAGGAGGUAAAGGGUAAAGGGCGACAAGAAAUCUGGUAGUAGUUCCGAUGGCGGUCAGUAUCGCCUUUAUUUCAUUUCUUUAUGGCAUUUACCGUGAUACUAAUUCCAGUGCGUAUACUUAGUCACCAAGCGCCAGCCCGAGGACGCUCAGGAGGAGCUCAGACAUUGUGCCGUGCCGGCGUCUCUCACGCCGCCAUCCACAUCAUGCCCGCCAUGGGUCCUGCUGCCGUCCUCGCGCCCCCGGUCCCUCCGGUAUCUGCUUCUGGGGAGG